Molecule: messenger RNA, 1091 nt
Organism: Micropterus salmoides (largemouth bass)
Lineage: Eukaryota; Metazoa; Chordata; Actinopteri; Centrarchiformes; Centrarchidae
Gene: cd151
Product: CD151 molecule
Exons: 9
Coding region: 151-930 (259 amino acids)
Cellular component (GO): membrane
Source: RefSeq, a predicted model, not a curated record
GGAGGCUCGGGUCUGAGUGUCAACUGAGAACUUACACUGUUGCAGUUAACCUUCAAAGACAGCAGCGCAUUGACACUGGGGUUAGUAGGAUCUAGGGAAGACGUUACCCCGAUAAUCUACAUCCUUCAGGGCCCACCAUCUAAAAUCAGAAUGGAGGGUCAAGUUGAAAAAACACAGAGCUGUGGGACAAUUUGUCUGAAAUAUCUACUUUUUCUCUUUAACAUCCUCUUUUGGCUUGCAGGAGGGGCUGUCCUGGCAGUGGGCAUGUGGACUCUGGUGGAAAAGAGCGACUACAUCAGUUUACUAAACUCCAGCUUCUACUCAGCCUCAGCUUAUAUCCUGAUAGCUGCUGGGGUCAUUGUGAUAGUGACCGGGAUAAUCGGGUGCUGUGCCACUCUGAAGGAGAUGAAGAGUCUUUUGAUUGUGUAUUUGAUCUUGUUGCUCUGUAUUUUUCUGCUGGAAAUCAUUGCUGGUGUGCUGGCCUACAUUACCUACCAAGAGUGUUUCCCUUUCUGCUACCAGCUGGAUGAGGAGCUCAGACAGAACUUGAAGGAGACAAUGCAGCAGAAAUACCAGCAGCCGGGGGAGGAGAGCAUCACGCAGGCUGUGGACAAACUUCAGCAGGAGUUUAAGUGUUGUGGCAGUCACAACUUCUCAGACUGGAGAGGCUGUGUGUGGAUCCAGGCAGCAGAGAAUGAGCGGCUCAUUCCUGAUAGCUGCUGUAAAACUCCCAGUGACCUCUGCGGCCGCAGGGACCAUCCCUCCAACAUCUACAAGGUGGAGGGUGGCUGCAUUAUGAAAUUAGAGGAAUUCUUCCUGAGUCAGUUGUAUAUUCUCGGUGCAGUGGCCAUUGGGAUUGCAUUCCUACAGCUUGUGGGGAUGAUGUUUACUUGCUGCCUUUAUCGAAAUUUUAAAGAAGAACUGUACUGAUCUGUUUUUAUAUUCUGUGAUAUCCCAUAAUGUGUUACAUCAUGAAUUGUAUAAUGCAUUGUUAGGUAUUUGAAUGUCCCAAUUAUUUACACAGUUCUGGAUGAUGUGAAGUUCCAAUUAAAUUUAUGACUUUCAAAAUAAACACACUAGAGACACUGUAA